Messenger RNA from Neopelma chrysocephalum (saffron-crested tyrant-manakin), 1867 nucleotides. RefSeq names its product homeodomain interacting protein kinase 4 (gene HIPK4). The transcript has 2 exons. Gene Ontology annotation, cellular component: cytoplasm; nucleus. Lineage: Eukaryota; Metazoa; Chordata; Aves; Passeriformes; Pipridae. The coding region runs from base 126 to 1856 and encodes 576 amino acids. Gene Ontology annotation, molecular function: protein serine/threonine kinase activity; protein tyrosine kinase activity; ATP binding. The record is from RefSeq and is a predicted model, not a curated record. Gene Ontology annotation, biological process: peptidyl-threonine phosphorylation; peptidyl-serine phosphorylation.
CCAUGGAGGUGGAACCCACAGUGUUCUGGGACCGGGUUGGGACAGUUGGGACAGUUGGGUGUCCCCAGUCCCUGCUGGGCACUGAACGGUAGGAUCCUGAGCCCCUGGCGAGGAGCUGACCCACCAUGGUGACACUGGUGGUAGGUGCCGAGUGCUACGACCUGGUGGCCACGGUCGGGAAGGGGACCUUUGGGCAGGUGACCCAGGGCCAGCGCAGGAGCACCGGGGAGAUGGUGGCCAUCAAGAUCCUGAGGAACCACGAUUACAAUGGCCAAACGGUGAGGAACGAGCUGAGGCUGCUCCAGGCCUUGCGGGAGGGGGACGCGGAAGAGUCGCACGUCGUCCGUUUCCUCGAGUCCUUCAGCGACACGGUCUGGACCUACCUGGUCUUCGAGCUGCUGCAGCAGAACCUCUUUGAUUUCCAAAAGCAGAACAACUUCUCGCCGCUGCCCGUCCGGCACAUCCGUACCAUCACGGCACAGGUGCUGGCGGCGCUGGUCAAGCUGAAGGAGCUCUCCAUCAUCCACGCUGACCUCAAGCCGGAGAACAUCAUGCUGGUGGACCACUCGCGCUACCCGUUCCGCAUCAAGCUCAUUGACUUCGGCUCGGCCAUCCUCCUCCCCGAGGUCUACCGUGUCCAGAAGCCCUACAUCCAAACCCGCUUCUACCGGGCACCGGAGAUCUUGCUGGGGUUGCCCUUCUGCGAGAAGGUGGAUGUCUGGUCUUUGGGCUGCGUGAUGGCCGAGCUUCACUUGGGUUGGCCGCUCUACCCCGGCAACAACGAGUACGACCAAGUGCGCUACAUCUGCUCCACCUUGGGACUGCCCCGGGCCGAGCUGCUCUGCGCUGCCCAGAAGACACAGUCCUUCUUCCGACAGGUCCCAUGUUCCAUCGGUACCUGGCAGCUCAAACCACCGGGGAAGGUGAUGGCAAAGCCAAUGGAGAGGAGGGUGCAUGUCUUUUCCUCGCUGGAUCAGUUAGCGGCAGUGAACCUCUGCCUGGUGUCUGAUCCCGACCAGGAGGAGCUGGCCAAGCGCUGUGACCUGUAUGCGAUGGUGGAGCUGGUCAAGAGGAUGCUCACCUGGGACUCGCGCGAGCGGAUCUCACCCAGCGCUGCCCUCCACCAUCCCUUCAUCUCCAUGCAGGAGGUGAAGUCCCGCUUUGAGGCCACCCACUACUACCAGCUCAGCCAGGAGGACCUGAGGGCAUCCCGUAAGGAUUCUAGCAGAGUCGAGAUCUUCCCUGGCACGGAGAAAGGUGCCUUCAUCCCCACUGGCCAGGGUGGCUUCCAGAAGGCCAUUGCCCAGACGGCUGGGGACACCAGCAGCAAGAACCAGCACGACAUCUGCCAAGCCCCCAUCCCCACGCACUGCAGCAGCCAGUGCCACCAGCAUCACUGGUAUCCCAAGACGGAGCCCACCAGCGGUCACUUGACUGUGCUGGGGUGUCCCAGCAGCAUGGGGUGGCACGGCCACUGCAACGGCCCAGCCGUCGGUGGCAUCGCGGAGCGGAACCUGCGUGAAAGACGGUACAGCUCAUCCCGUGCCAAGAGAGCUCUGGUGAUGCAGCGUGACCCCUGGAAGCCUUCAGGGAUGUGGAGAACAGGCUCCGGGAUGACGACAGAGUGUCCGGCACGCUUCUCCUGCCACAGAGCUGGGGACAUCCCCAGCACCACUGAGCCCCCAAGGCAACCCUGGCACACACCCCAGCAGCCCAGAGCUUGCAGAAGAUCUUCCUCGUCCUCAUCCCCAUGCACCCCGGCCACCAAAACCCAGCGCCUUGCUGGUGGAGACCACGGCCAGGGCUGCACCAGGACACCCUGUGCCAGAUGCUCCCGGCUCUGUUUCUCCCGUUGAUCCCCCAAUAA